AGGGUUUGCAGAAAAGAGGUUGAUCAACGAGUCCAGGAGUCCAGGAGUCCAGGAGUCCUGAUUCCUGCCUGUUAGCUCUCCUACUUCAGCCCUGAGCCCUGUCAUCAUGCCUAGAGGGCAAAAGAGUAAGAGACGCUCCCGUGCAAAACGACAGCAGGCACGCAGUGAGGACCAGGGUCUCCCAGCAGUUCAGCCUACUGCAGAGGAAGCAGAAUCUCGUCCUGUUGUCCAGAGUGAUGACUCCAGCUUCCCUGUUGGUUCUGUUCCUCAGGGGGUGAAAACCCUCGAGUUUCCUGGUGCAGGUGCAUCCUGCACAGGCUCUGGUGUAGGUGUUAGAAAUGUUGCUGUUUUUACUGAGAAGAAAGGCCUAGGUGUCACCCAGUCAGGGAUCUCCAUUCAGCACACAUUUAAAGAGCCUAUCAUGCGGAAGGCUAGUGUGCUGAUAGAAUUCCUGCUAGAUAAGUUUAAGAUGAAAGAGCCAGUUACCCGGAGUGAAAUGCAGGCAGUAGUCAAUAAGAAGUAUAAGGAACAGUUCCCUGAAAUCCUCAGGAGAACUUCUGCGCGCCUAGAACUAGUCUUUGGUCUUGAGUUGAAGGAAAUAGAUCCUAGCACUCAAUCCUAUUUGCUUGUGGGCAAAUUGGGUCUCUCCACUGAGGGGGGUCUGAGUAGCAAUUGGGGAUUGCCUAGGACUGGUCUCUUGAUGUCCAUCCUAGGUGUGAUCUUCAUGAAGGGGAACCGUGCCACUGAGCAAGAGGUCUGGCAAUUUCUAAAUGGAGUGGGAGUAUAUGCAGGGAAGACACACUUAAUCUUUGGGGAGCCCGUGGAGUUCAUAAACAAAGAUCUAAUACAGGAAAAUUACCUGGAGUACCGCCAGGUGCCUGGCAGUGAUCCCCCAAGCUAUGAGUUCCUGUGGGGUCCCAGAGCCCAUGCUGAAACCACCAAGAUGAAGGUUCUGGAAGUUUUAGCUAAAGUCAGUGGCACUGUCCCUAGUGCCUUCCCUAAUCUCUACCAGUUGGCUCUUAGAGAUCAGACAGCAGGACCAAGAAGGACAGAUAUGGGUAUGGCUGGCACUGUUUCUAGAGGUGGUGUUUAG
Acomys russatus (golden spiny mouse) is the source of this 1093-nucleotide messenger RNA. RefSeq names its product melanoma-associated antigen B4-like. Lineage: Eukaryota; Metazoa; Chordata; Mammalia; Rodentia; Muridae. The record is from RefSeq and is a predicted model, not a curated record. The transcript has 2 exons. Gene Ontology annotation, cellular component: nucleus. Bases 107 to 1093 code for a protein of 328 amino acids. Gene Ontology annotation, biological process: negative regulation of transcription by RNA polymerase II.